Molecule: messenger RNA, 2272 nt
Organism: Vitis vinifera (wine grape)
Lineage: Eukaryota; Viridiplantae; Streptophyta; Magnoliopsida; Vitales; Vitaceae
Product: cuscuta receptor 1
Exons: 10
Coding region: 42-2027 (661 amino acids)
Molecular function (GO): protein binding
Source: RefSeq, a predicted model, not a curated record
UUCAGUUGUAUGCCUAAGAUUGGUUUGGUAGUGGCUUUUUUAUGUCUCUCAUGUGUGGACUUUCAAUGGAGAGUUUGUCAUCAAAAUAUUUGUCAUGGGUUUUAUUAUUACUCUUGAUUCAAAUAUGCAGAUGCGGAGGUUGCAAUGAAGAAGAGAAGAUGGGUUUGCUUGAAUUCAAGGCCUUUCUAAAAUUGAAUAAUGAGAAAGCAGAUCUUCUUCUCCCUUCAUGGAUAGGUAACAACAUCAGUGAAUGUUGUAGUUGGGAGCGAGUUAUUUGUGAUCCUACCACAAGUCGAGUUAAGAAGCUUUCUCUCAACAACAUAAGGCAACAACAAAUUCUCUUGGAAGACUAUGGUUGGUCAAAUUAUGAAAAUGACAAAUUCUGGUUACUAAAUACAUCUCUAUUCCUUCCUUUUGAAGAGCUUCAGGAUCUAAAUUUGUCUGCAAACUCAUUUGAUGGGUUUAUUAAGAAUGAAGGAUUUAAAAGUUUGUCAAGUUUAAAGAAGUUAGAGAUCUUGGACAUUAGUGGUAAUGAGUUUGACAAAAGUGUCAUAAAAUCUUUGAGUACAAUAACAUCACUCAAGACACUGGUUCUUUGCAGCAUAGGACUGGAGGGAUCUUUUCCCGUUCAAGAGUUAGCUAGUUUGAGAAGCUUGGAAGCAUUAGAUCUAAGCUACAAUAAUUUGGAAAGCUUUCAACAAGUGCAAGAUUCAAAAAGCUUGUCCAUAUUGAAAAAGCUAGAGACCUUGAACCUCAAUCAGAACAAGUUCAGGAAUACUACUAUGCAGCAAUUGAAUACAUUCGCAUCCCUUAAAAGUCUUUCUUUACAAUCCAACUAUUUGGAAGGAUUCUUUCCUAUCCAAGAAUUACAUGCUUUGGAAAACUUGGUGAUGUUAGACCUAAGCCUGAAUCAUCUCACUGGCAUGCAAGAUUCAAAAAGCUUGUCCAUAUUCAAAAAGCUAGAGACCUUGAACCUCAAUGACAACAUGUUCAAAAACACUAGCCUGAAACAAUUGAAUAUAUUCACAUCCCUUAGAAAUCUUUCUCUACAAUGGAACGAUGUUGGAGCAUUUUUUCCUAUCCAAGAAUUAUGCACUCUGGAAAACUUGGUGAUGUUGGACCUAAGUGGGAAUUUCUUGAUUGGCAUGCAAGGUUUUAAAAGUUUGCCUAAGCUGAAAAAGCUGGAGAUCUUAAACCUUAGUUAUAAUCAGUUCAACAAGACCAAUAUAAAACAUUUGAGUGGAUUCACAUCCCUUAAAACGUUGGUUGUAAGCAGCAACAAUAUUGAGGGAUUUUUUCCUUUUGAAGAUUUUGCAAGCUUAAGCAAUUUGGAGAUACUAGAUUUGAGUUAUAAUUCCUUAAGUGGGAUUAUUCCAUCAUCUAUAAGAUUGAUGUCUCAUCUCAAGUCUUUAUACCUGGUUGAAAAUAACCUCAAUGGUUCUUUACAAAAUCAAGGUUUCUGCCAAUUGAAUAAGCUUCAACAGCUAGAUCUUUCUUACAACUUAUUCCAAGGGAUCCUUCCUCCAUGUUUCAAUAAUUUGACAUCUCUGAGGUUAUUGGAUCUUUCUUAUAACCAAUUAUCAGGAAAUGUUUCUCCUUCUCUGUUGCCUAAUCUCACAUCCCUGGAGUACAUCAAUCUUAGUCAUAAUCAAUUUGAGGGUUCAUUCUCUAUCAGCUCUUUGGCUAAUCACUCCAAGCUUCAGGUGGUCAUACUUGGAAGUGAUAACAACAAAUUUGAGGUAGAAACUGAAUAUCCAGCUGGUUGGGUUCCCCUGUUUCAGUUGAAGGGUCUUGUGCUAUCCAGUUGUAAGCUCACCGGUGACCUUCCUGGUUUUCUUCAAUACCAAUUCAGGUUAGUGGGGGUUGAUCUCUCCCAUAAUAACUUGACAGGAAGUUUCCCCAAUUGGCUGCUUGAAAACAAUACGAGACUGGAAUUUCUACUCCUGAGGAAUAACUCUUUAAUGGGCCAACUACUUCCCCUGAGACCUAAUACCCGUAUCAGUUCAUUGGAUAUCUCACACAAUUAGUUGGAUGGACAACUUCAAGAAAAUGUGGCCCAUAUGAUUCCAAAUAUGGAAUAUCUAAAUUUAUCCAACAAUGGUUUUGAAGGUAUUCUCCCAUCCUCGAUAGCUGAAAUGAUUUCCUUAAGGGUGUUGGAUUUGUCUGCCAAUAAUUUCUCAGGAGAAGUACCAAAGCAGUUGCUUGCAACAAAACAUUUGGCGAUUCUAAAAUUAUCAAAUAAUAAAUUUCAUGGUGAAAUAUUUUCAAGGGA